UUUACAUUAUUCGUGUUAGGUUGGGGGAGAAUACCAGGAGUUUCCACUUAAACAGCAGUUAAAUAAAGGCAACAUUUAUGGCUGUCUCUGACUUAACUUGACUUAUCAGCCUUGAAUUGCUAAUGAACUGAUUUAAUGACCAUCGAAAGAGUUCAUUGAUUUUUCUCUGAAAUAGCGGUGGGGCCAACCAGUCAGCAGCAACAGCAACGCAGUAACACUGUCAGUGUUUGCCUCUCUCUUCGCUUUUUGUCCAGCAUAAUCUGUUUACAAGGCUAAAUAGGCAGAAGACUACAAACCUGGCACGGGGAAAUAUCCCUUGAACGAUGUAUGUUCUCGCGGCUUAAUUGCAUAAAGAUGUUUUCGUCGCCUUCGUGACUGCUAUUUUUCCAUCUCUUAUCUCACAUGAACGCGCCUUCGGUCUCGAACUGGGAGUAGGCGAUUGUCAAUACAGAGCCGUCGGUGUGUGCGUCGGCAGUGACUUCACUGUACCCUCAGCUCGUCUUGUAACAUACGUUGCCGUGUGAUACUGCCGAGAAGGUGGAUUGAUGCGGAAAUUUGUGAAGAAUUCUGAAAUGCAGCGCGAUGAACGACAAUGCAAUUGGUUUGUAAUGGCAGUCUCCUGAAUCAGCAGAGACUAAAUUGUAUGGCAGGAGUCGUUUCCAGUCCCCACUAUUCUAGACGAUGGCAGUGACCGUGAGGCCCUGAUCCUCGUGAUGUGUACGAUGAACAGCACGGCGUGGCCUCUAGAUCUGGCUGAGGUAUCCAGACGGCAGACAUUCAACAGCAGCCUGCCACCAGGUUCGGCUUCCACCAGCAACUGGGCUCUGAUUCACACGGCCACCCUGACCUCCUGCUCCCUCCUCCUCGUCCUCAUCUUCUCGCUGGGCUCCUACGGGAACCUCGUGGUGUUCCUCUCCUUCUUUGACCCGGCCUUCCGCAAGUUCCGCACCAACUUUGACUUCAUGAUCCUCAACCUGUCCUUCUGUGACCUGUUCAUCUGCUGCGUUACCGCUCCCAUGUUCGCGCUGGUGCUCUUCCUAGACGCUGGAGGAGGUGGAGGUGGAGGAGGUGGUGGAGGUGGCGUCUCCAAGGGCUUCUGUUUUGCCUUCCACCUCACCAGCUCCGGCUUCAUCAUCAUGUCCCUGGAGACUGUGGCUGUGAUCGCCCUGCACCGGCUCCGCAUGGUCCUGGGUCAGCAGCCCAACCGCACGGCCUCGUUCCCCUGCACCAUAGCACUGACCUCCCUGCUGUGGACCUCCAGUUUCACCCUGGCCGUGCUGGUCACCCUCCGGGCCUACCCCCGCAGCUCCGGGCCCUGCCUGCCUCACUUUGGACUGACGGGGAACCGGGCCAAGGUGGUGGUGCUGUACGUGUACCUGGCCGAUUUUGCCUUCUGCGUGGCAGUGGUGGCCGUUUCCUACCUGAUGAUCGCCCAGACGCUGAGGAAGAACGCCCAGGUGAGGAAGUGUCCCAUCAUCACGGUGGAUGCCACCCGCCCUCUGCCCCCCCCGCCGCCGCCCUUCCUCGCCUCGGGCUUUGAGGCGAUGCAGUGUGCCGUCCCGGUUCCCGCUCUCUACCGCAACCAGACCUACAACAAGCUGCAGCACGUUCAGACCCACCCCUUCAUCAAGAGCGGCGACCAGCCACAGGUGCCAGGAGCCGCCCAGGGGGCCACCAGCUGUCAGCUGGUCUCCAGCAUCAACUUGGCCGCCACCGCCAAGGACUCCAAGGCCGUGGUGACGUGCGUGGUGAUCGUGAUCUCCGUGCUCAUCUGCUGCCUGCCCAUGGGCGUGUCGCUGGCCCAGGACGUCCUGUCCCCCAAAAGUAGCUUCGUGCACUACCAGUUCGAGCUGUGCAGCUUCGCCCUCAUCUUCCUCAAGUCCUGCAUCAACCCGUUUGUGUACUCGCGCAACAGCGCUGGGCUCCGCCGCCGCGUGCUCUGCUGCCUCCAGUGGCUGGCGCUGGCGUUCCUCUGCUGCAAGCACAAGACCACCCGCCUGCACGCCAUGGGCAAGGGCAGCCUGGAGGUCAACCGCAACAAGUCCUCGCACCACGAGACCAACUCGGCCUAUGUGCUCUCUCCCAAGCCCCAGCGCAGGCUGGUGGACCAGGCCUGUGGGCCCAGCAGCCAGUCCCGUGUCACCGCCGCCCCCAGCCCAACCAGGGCCACGGGUGGACGCAACAAGCCCAGGCCGCCCAGCACGUCCACCCCCAUCAACACGCGCAUCGAGCCCUACUACAGUAUCUACAACAGCAGCCCCUCCGCCGCGCCCACCUCCCCCACCGACAGCCUGCAGCCCGUCCACUCCCAGACCACGGGCUUCGCCAAGUCCUACAUGGCCAUGCACUACCACACCCACCACCAGGAGGUGCUGCAGGACUUUGAGAGCACAGCAGCCCAGCAGAUCCCUGUGCCGUCUGUCUGAGCACCAGUCUGUCUGUCUGUCUGAGCACCACUGCGUCUGUCUGAGCACCAGUCCCUGGGUAGGAAGAGGGGAAAGCUUAAUCUGGUUCUUCAUCCCAAAGGUCUCUUCCUCUUCCUCUCCUGUGUCUGCCACAAGUGAGUUUUAAACAGAACCAGAAAGAGGAGGCAGCGCGGCGGCAUGAGUCUGUACUUUUGGUACACCUGUAAUGGGUGUUAUAGAGCAAAACUCCGAGAUUGGGUAUUGGGUUUCCUAGGGCAGCACCGACAGCGCUUGUUUUAAGUGUGACUUUAAAAUGGUUGUUUUUCUGUAAGACAGUGUCCCACCUCUGAAAACCGAGUCAGCUUUGAAUGAGACCCCAAAAAAGUGUUAUUGACAGAACUGAGCAAAUUAUAUUUUUACAUCAACAUGACUUACAUAUUUAGAUUGACCUCUUCUUCAUGAAAAUGCUGUAUUUGUGGAAGUCUCAUACAUUUUCUAUAACUUAUUAAAUGGUUUGCAAGUGCACUGUAUACCUAGUUGGUGUUUUUUUAUAUCCUAUCUGCUAAGGAGCUUACAUUACAUGAUGAUUCAAUCAAAACAGACUAUGAAUUUCAAUUUAAAAAAAAUAUGAUUCAUUAUUAUUUUGUAAGAAAAGCAAACCUAGCUUUAUGGAGGCCCUGCGCCAUCUGGUGGUUCUCUUGCCAGGCACAUAUAGGAU
This is a messenger RNA of Clupea harengus (Atlantic herring), 3123 nucleotides long. It is a transcript of the gene gpr75, whose product is annotated as G protein-coupled receptor 75. Gene Ontology annotation, biological process: G protein-coupled receptor signaling pathway. The record is from RefSeq and is a predicted model, not a curated record. NCBI's taxonomy places the organism in Eukaryota, Metazoa, Chordata, Actinopteri, Clupeiformes, Clupeidae. Gene Ontology annotation, cellular component: plasma membrane. Gene Ontology annotation, molecular function: C-C chemokine receptor activity.